UUUUUCGACAAAAUCUAUCUCUGUGUGUAGCUAGAGAGGGAGACAUAUACCGGAUCUAUCUGGAAACAGCAGAUUUCCACUCGUUUCGUCCGAUUUUACACAUCAACUCGCUAUAAUUCUGAACCGAUAAGCUGGUGCCAGAGUAAAAGUAGGCUCGUAAAGAAGAGACCGCAAAGCUUCAAUCUGGACAAAUUUUCCGACAGAGAAAAAAAUGCCCAGCACUAAGACGCGAAUUGCGAUCGUCGGGGGUGGUGUAGCUGGUCUUGUGGUAGCGAGGCAUAUCGUAGCCAGGCCCGAAACUUACAGUCUAAUCCUAUUCGAGCAAACUGAUAACAUUGGUGGUACAUGGGUUUAUACAGAUGAAACGGAAAUGAAUAAGAAUGGAUUGCCCGUUCACAGCAGUAUGUACAAGAAUCUCAGAACGAAUCUGCCAAAAGAAAUAAUGCAGAUUCCGGAUUUUCCUUUCGAUGACGAGGAAGGUCCGUCCUUCGUUCACCACAGCGUGAUACGCAAAUAUCUUCUGGACUACACGGCUCAUUUCAAUCUGCUCCCUCACAUCAAGCUGGGCACUGUCGUAAAUCACGUCGAACCUGAAACAUUAUCCAACGGCCAAGUAAUUUGGAUGGUGACGUACAUGGAUCUGGCAACGGGCGUUGAAACGAGGAAAAUUUUCGACGCUGUUGUAUUAUGUAACGGACAUUAUACCGUUGGAACUGUACCCCAUAUACCUGGCAUUGAGAGUUUUAAGGGUGCCACCCUCCACAGUCAUCAGUAUAGGAAACCAGAAGAUUUUGCCGACAAAAAUGUUUGCAUCCUUGGGGCUUCGUGGUCUGGCAUUGAUAUCUGCUUAGAAGUUACUAAAUAUGCGAGGAAGGUUUAUCUCAGUCACAAUUUAUCGAAGCAGUUAGACUCGAAAAUGGGAAAAAACGUUGAACAACGAGCUGGUAUCGAGCAAAUCAGAGGCAAUACGUUCAUCUUCCAAGAUGAAACAUCCGCACAAAUCGACGUACUCAUUUACUGCACUGGCUACGACUUUACGUACCCUUUUGUCUCACUAAAAGUAGAAAUUCGAACGGAAGAUAAUCACGUUGAACCAAUCUACAAACACCUUAUCCAUAUGGAUUGGAAAAAUCUAUUCUUCAUGGGUCUACCUGCAAUCGUUAUUCCCUUCCCGAUGUUCCACAUACAAGCGCAAUACAUUUUAGGCAUUAUGGAAGGAAAAAUCAAACUCCCAUCGUCGAACCAAAUGCGAGAGGAGUACGAAAAAGAGAAACAGAUGUUACUUGACCAAUGUAUCGCUUUGAGGCACAUAAACAAGAUGUGCGAUCGACAAUGGGCGUACUACGAAGAGUUGGCGAAAGCAGCUGGUUGUCCAGGCUUCAGACCGGUGGUAAAGAAAAUCUACGACUACAGCAAUCAAAUGCGCCAGCAGGACUUCACCACCUACAAAAAUUAUCAAUACAGGAUCGUUGACGAUGAGAAUUUCGCGGUUUCUUGUUGUAAACCUUGUUAAGCAAAAAAUUAUCAAUCAUGCCAAUUUUUUCACGAUGAAACGUAGGUAACAGUGCCUCGUUGAUUGUUACAUUGACAUUCCUUUAUGGAAUAUUUCUGAUUCAUCAUGUUGAAUUAUAUUAUAUACAUGCGUUGGAUAGUGAAAUUGGCAACCAAAUUUUUUCUUUGGUGUACUGCCGAUUUAUAAUUUUGCAAUAAUUUUGUACUUGCCCCAAGCGUAUUAUAAGCACAAGUUAAUUUGUGUUUACGAUGAUAAUGUUUUACUGCCAGAUCUUACUAUAUAAUUUCAUUUAUUAUAU
This is a messenger RNA of Phymastichus coffea, 1811 nucleotides long. RefSeq lists its product as uncharacterized. The transcript has 7 exons. NCBI's taxonomy places the organism in Eukaryota, Metazoa, Arthropoda, Insecta, Hymenoptera, Eulophidae. The coding region runs from base 212 to 1513 and encodes 433 amino acids. The record is from RefSeq and is a predicted model, not a curated record. Gene Ontology annotation, molecular function: N,N-dimethylaniline monooxygenase activity; flavin adenine dinucleotide binding; NADP binding.